This is a messenger RNA of Marmota monax (woodchuck), 9641 nucleotides long. It is a transcript of the gene Mrtfa, whose product is annotated as myocardin related transcription factor A. Bases 5596 to 8505 code for a protein of 969 amino acids. NCBI's taxonomy places the organism in Eukaryota, Metazoa, Chordata, Mammalia, Rodentia, Sciuridae. The record is from RefSeq and is a predicted model, not a curated record. Gene Ontology annotation, biological process: smooth muscle cell differentiation. The transcript is spliced from 13 exons.
UAUUAAAAAAAAAAAAAGAAUUGAGGCUCUUGAAAAAUACAUUGUCCAGUGAUAUCUCAAGUUGCCUACCAGUUUAUACUUCUGUCAGCCUUGUAUGAAUGCCUGGUUCAUUAAUUAGCUUUGAUAUUCUAACUUAUAAAUAACAACAGAACAAACAAACAAAAACUUGCUGAUGUGACAGGCAUAAUGUUUUCAUUUCAAUUCUUGUUUAAAUGCUAAGACCAGUUUCUAUUUUUUUAAAUUAAUAUUUAUUGCAAGAGGUACAAACUCAAAUAUUCAAAGAGGCCAGGCAAGCAGUGGAAGUAAGAAAAGAAGGCAUUUGUUACAUUACAGAGAGUGUUAGGAAGUGUAACAAAUUUGAGAGCAGACUCUGUCUGAAGUGGGUCUACUAUAGGAUGCUGUUGUAGAGCUAAUUGUUACUGUGUCAGAAGGCCAGCUUUGUGUUGCUGGAUUUUGUCAUGCCUUUUUUUUUUUUUUUUUAAAACCCCCAUUUCAAUUUGUAUUUGUUUAGUUACUAGAGAGGAGGAACCUUUCCCCAAAUGUUUGUGGCCACUGGAUAUUUCAUAUUUUACCACGCAGUUCAUUUUCUUAUUAUUUUAAAGGUUCUUCCACAGAUAUGCUAGUUACAGACCAGGAACCACUUGCCAGGAAUUUGUACAAGAGUUUCUUACAUGUUCCUCAUGCUCAGUACUCUGGAUAAGAGGCUGGAUCAAGUCAAGACUGGUUCCUUUGAUUUUAUUUUAUGAUUAAUAGAAAUUUUAAAAGAACUGGAUAAACUCUGAUGCCUUUAUUUUUUUAACAGCUAGCUCAUAUCAUUCUUCCUGUAAGAAGCAAUCCAAGUUUCUUGUUAGAAUCAAUUGCUGUUUCUUUUACAUUUGUUCAGCUCAUGGUUUGGUUUGUAUGAUAAUUUAUCAUUUCUCUUUUUCCUUUUUUAAAAUUGUUGAUUAAGGAUUUUUUAUCCUAGAUUUCAUUCUAGGGGUCUUGAGGUCAGGAGGUCUUGUUAGUCUGAGUCAUCCUUGUCUUUGUGCUGCUCCACUGGUGUUGACAUUGUGCAUAGUGACAGUAUUGCAGGCGUACAGUAUGAAUGAGACAGCUGUUCAUAUUUAUGGUUAUUGCAGCCCUCAACAUUUACUAUACCUUGUAAAGUGAGCUGAAAAUAUAGCCUUCUAUCCUAAGGUCAAAUAAUAACAUACCUAUGGUAGUGUGUGAUUCUCCCAAGUUUGCAGCUCUCUACUAGGUUUCUCAGUAGUAGUAAGCUACACAGGUUAGGGAAGCUGCCCAGGACCUGGAGCGACUUCCCUGUGCUGGGUCAUGUUAUCUUUUGGAUGUUUCACUUUGCUUAACACCAGGUAUCUGGGGUAAAGUCUUAACUGGUUGGAACCUUUGUAAUUUCAGUAUGAUAAUUAGAUUUUUUAGAGGUAAAAACAUUACAUGUUUCAAAUUAGCCAGCUGUAUUCUGUUUAGAUGAUCCCAGUUUUGUUGGCAACAUCCAAAGUAUCAUAAUCAGGAGCCGUUUAACAUAUGCUGCUCUCUCUCUGUCAGGCCUGAUCAGGGUGCUGACCUUGGCUACAUCAGUUUCAUGGAGCUAGCUUCUUUACAGAUCUUUUAAUCUGGUGCUUGUUGGCCUUGACAUCCACAGUGAACAUAAGUGUGUUUGCUUCUACCAUCUGCAUGGCCAGCUCAGUGAUUGGGGGAGCUUGAUGAUGGCAUAGUGAUCAAGCUUAUUUCUUUGGGGUGCUCUUCAAGGGUAUUUGGGCUAACUCUGGAGCCACAGGGUCUUAGGCUUCCAGAAGGCAGGUGACGUGUGGAUCUUUUAGAUAACAAAAUAAAGAUGCCUCAAGUUUUUGUUGUUGUUGUUUUACUAGGGGUUGAACCCAGGGGCACUUAACUACUGAGCCACAUCCCCAACCCUUUUUUGUAUUUUAUUUAGAGACAGGGUCUCCCUGAGCUUAGGGCCUUGCUAAAUUGCUGAGUCUGGCUUUGAACUCAUGAUCCUCCUGCCUCAACCUUCUGAGUCUGGGAUUAUAGGUGAGUGCCAUGCACCCAAAGAUGCCUCAAGUUUGAGGCCAGCCGCAGCAGUUUAGUGAGACCUUGUCUCAAAAUAAUAAAUAAAAAGUACUGGGGAUGUAGCUCAGUGGUUAAGUGCCCUGGAUUGGAUCCCUAGUACCACACACACAAAAAUGUAAAUGGUGGCCCUGAGAGGGGCAGAGAGAGAAAGAGGAGCCAUCUGGGACUCUGGCGGAAAUGUUAGUGAGGUAGAAAACUGGGAUUUUCAAGAAAACUUAGGAAAUGGGAAGUUGUUUUUUUUUUCUUUUUAAAAAAUUUUAUUUAGAAUACCUAUUUGUAGAAGUUAGCAUAAUUUUACAGAUAAUUAGAAAAAUUUACUUCUUUUCUCUCAGCAAACAUGUAUAACAGGUUAGGAAUAAUAGAUUAGAAAUGUAAUACAUUAUAAAACAGUAUCCUGUGACUAUCUGUACAUUUACUAUGCACCUUAAGGAAAAGAAUUUGACAAUGUGCUAUACUUACACUGCAGAUAACAUACUGUUAUUUUGUAAUACAAAACUGACCAGUGAUAGUGCUUAAAUUUAUAAGUGGCCAUUAAACAGAAUUUUUAACUUAAAUGUGUAUUUAGCAUGUUAAAAAGUGAAAAAAAAAUUAACUGAAGUUUUGUGGCCUGUCAGUUCAUAUGUUUCAUGGCAUUUUUCUUUAAAGGAAGAAUAUCAAUAUUGUAAUGCUAAAAUAAUUUUUCAUGAUAAAUAGAAAAUGGGAAGUUUUAAGGAGAGUAUUAAAUCCAGUGGGAAGAUCAACUAUUACACAAACUUGGCUGGUUCCUCUUGAUUAUGAACAUCAAAGGCCUUUGGGCUGCUAUGGGGUGAGGGUGCAAAAGCUAAACACAAAGCUAUAUUAUUGCUAUGAUUAACAGCCUUGUUAAAAGCAUUUCUUUAUAGCCAGUUAAAAACUGCUACAUUUAAAAACUCUACUGAUAAGCUACUAUAUUAUGUUCCUAAUAGAGACUGUAGAUCAUCUUAAAGUUGUGUUGAUUAGCUAGAGAGUUAUGAUUAGAUGCAAAACUCUUAUUUUAUUGGAAAUUAAGAUCAUUAUCCUUCAUUCCCUUCGUGCUGUUAGUUUGAAAAUCGUGUUCAUUUAUACAGAAACCUUAUUAUAAGUUUAGUUCUGUUUGUCGGAAAUGUGACUAGUUUGCACCAAAAAUAGUGGAACCGAAGCUGUUUUGAACCAUAGAGAUUCAGACUUCACAAUUGUGAACCCCAUUUAAAAAAAAAUUAUAUACAUUUUAGUUAUUAAUGGACCUUUAUUUUAUUCUUGUAUUUGUAUGUAGUGCUGAGAAUCAAAUCCAGUGCCUCACACAUGCUAGGUAAGCGCUCUACCACUGACCCACAGCUCUAGCCCCGUGAACCCUGUUUUAAAGCCUGUUUUCACAAUGAUUCUGUUGCUUUGCCAAUGCUUGUAAGUGUAAAUGCAAAUUCUGAGCAAUGAGGAAAAUAUCUGUUGCUUCUUAUUUCCUCUUCUUUUAAGAUUGCUUUUUUAGAUUUCCAUUUUAAAAAUAGGUUUUCUUUAGAUCCUUUGUCCUAAAGUGCAUAUAGGUGUGGACUUGCUGUGGCGAAGUGAAAUCAACUUAAAUGUGCUGUUUUAUUAUUUCUACCAUUCUACCAUUAUUAUUUCUACCAUUCUACCAUUCCACAACUGUCAGUAUUUCCUAUAGGGCUGGAUAUUGACACUUGGAGCAUUGCAAGUACUCUUCUCCCCAAAGAGAAGAGUUUGGGCAGGAGGAAAGCAACCCUAUGCCCUUCCUACCAUUUUCUGUGCAGAAAUCUUAUAAUUUGUCUUUAUUUUUCUGUAAGGAUAAAACUGUGAGAACUUGUGUCUUUGAAAAAAACUCACACAGCAAAUUGUACAGCCCACAGAGGGAGACAGGAAUGACCCAACCUUUUAGGGAUGCUUCUUCUUCAGUUGCUAACCUCUGACCAGACUCUCUUGUAGUCUGAGUUGAAAUUUACCCAUUUUUCAUAAGAUAGUCAGAGAGCUUGGGUGCCAGAAGGGACCAGUGAGAAUGCUGCUGCCUCUCAGAGCAGCAUGCAGCCCACACUGGCUGCCGCUCUGUUGCCAGUUGAGUCAUUCCCACAGUUCUAUAUAGAGCUCUUCUUUUAAACAUCAUGUUCUUGGAGAAAGAAAGGAAGUUUUUCUCUUCCACAGAAUCUUCCCCACCCCAACUCUGCGUUGCUUUCUCUUUUCUAAGAAUAUUGCUCUCACUCACUUAGAGACUGUUCUCUUUUAAGGUCUCCUAAUGCUUUCAUUUAUCAUUUGUUUGACUAUGUAAGCUUUAAAGUAUUUGCUGUAUUGAGGUUACAGCAGUAGGCUUUCAAGAUAUGGGCUGCUACUUCACCAUUAAGAUUGAGAAAUUCUAGACAAACAGACCAAACAUGGAUUUCUAGCUUUCAGCUAUUUAAAAGUCCCUCAAAUUUGCCAAAAGGCAUCUUAAUACAAUUAUUUAUAAUGAAAUACUAUGAUAAUAAAAAGUACCACAAAGGGCAUGAAUGAGCUUUUAAUUUUGGGACAAUAAAAAAUUGUAUACAUGUAGUUUAAAAGGAUUUUGGUUUUUGUUUUCAUUGGACAAUAAAAUACCCAUGUUUGUUUUUAUUCAGAAGAACUGCUCUGUGAUAGUGGAAGAAGGACUGAAGUUUCAUUAUCAGGGAAGGGAAAUUCUCAUACAUUGAAGCUGCCUUUCUAUUUGCUCUGUAUCCAACAUGAACAUUAAGUAUUUUAAGAAAGUCAACAUCAGUAAGCUGUCUGUCCACAGAUAGCAUGUCUCACAUGGUUGCAAGUAAGGGGCUCUUUUAGAGGACUGGCAGAUCUGAGCAACAGAUUACAGCUCCGGAAUGUAUUCUGAUGACUUUUUGAAACAGAUAUUUUAAUUGGAGUGGAGGUGGAGAAAUAGUUGAGCUUCUGUAGUUAAAUAUUCAACUUCCUUAGCCUGUUAUCUAUAAAUAUCACAGAUGAAAAGACUGUUAGGAUUCUCUUCCAGAAAAUGUACUUAGUUUACAUAUUUAUUUGUAUAUGUUUAAUAUGUGUCUAAUUCCUCUCCCCACCUCCCAUUAAUGGAUCAGUAUGUCACCAUUUCUUUCAUGAAAUUGAAUUGUUUGGGUUCUGUUAAUCUGUGGCUUUAAACUGCAUUAACUCCUGAGUCCCAUAUAGCAAGGUUCUGAAACAAACCCACCUCCUCAUAUUAAAAAGAGAGAGUGAAAGCAGUUUUCUGAAAGUCUUUCUGUGUCUUUCCCCUCCCACUAGAGACAAAUGGAAGGGGAGGAGCUCUCUCACUGCUCUUAACCACACUUGUCUUUAGGGGAGCGUGUUGGUCUCAGUCAGCAGUAACUCAACUCUGUGCCAUCUUGACUUGCCUGGAGGGUGGUAAAUUGUUAACUGCCCGAGAAGGAAUAAGUUCUCACAGUUUGGUUUGAGCACCGGCAUGAGAUUGAAUUUGUGAAAGCCUUCCAUAGCUUCUGAAGACAACAUCCUUUUUGUAUGACUUCGAUUUUCUUCAUUAUAUUUGUGGGCUGCUGUUUCUGAGGAGACUCCGGAAUGACUCUGCUGGAACCUGAGAUGUUGAUGAUGGCUGUACAGUCAGUGCUGCAGUUGAAGCUCCAGCAGCGCCGGACCCGGGAAGAACUCGUGAGCCAAGGGAUCAUGCCACCUUUGAAAAGUCCAGCUGCGUUUCAUGAGCAGAGAAGGAGCUUGGAGCGGGCCAGGACAGAGGACUAUCUGAAACGGAAGAUUCGUUCCCGGCCGGAGAGGUCUGAGCUGGUCAGGAUGCACAUUUUGGAAGAGACCUCGGCUGAGCCUUCCCUCCAGGCCAAGCAGCUAAAGCUGAAGAGAGCCAGACUAGCCGAUGACCUCAAUGAAAAGAUUGCACAGAGGCCUGGGCCCAUGGAGCUGGUGGAGAAGAACAUCCUGCCUGUUGAGUCCAGCCUGAAGGAAGCCAUCAUUGUGGGCCAGGUGAAUUACCCGAAAGUAGCAGACAGCUCUUCCUUUGAUGAGGACAGCAGUGACGCCUUAUCCCCUGAGCAGCCUGCCAGCCAUGAGUCCCAAGGGUCAGUGCCAUCACCCCUGGAGGCCCGAGUCAGCGAACCACUGCCCAGUGCCACUUCCAUGUCCCCCACUCAGGUUCUUUCUCAACUCCCUAUGCGCCCGGAUUCUGGAGAAACGCUUUUCUUGUCAGAGCAGCCUCCUCUGCCUCCCCCGCCUCUGCUGCCCCCCAGCCUCACCAAUGGAACUGCUGUCCCCACUGCCAAGUCCACUCCCACGCUCAUUAAGCAAAGCCAACCCAAGUCUGCCAGCGAGAAGUCGCAGCGCAGCAAGAAGGCCAAGGAGCUGAAGCCAAAGGUGAAGAAGCUCAAGUACCAUCAGUACAUCCCUCCGGACCAAAAGCAGGACAAGGGGGCGCCUGCCAUGGACUCCUCCUACGCCAAGAUCCUGCAGCAGCAGCAGCUCUUUCUGCAGCUGCAGAUCCUCAACCAGCAGCAGCAGCACUACAGCUACCAGACCAUCCUGCCCGCCCCGCCCAAGCCAGCAGGUGAGACUCUGGGGGGCUGCGGGGCCCCUGCAGUGCGCAGCCUCUCUACCACCAGUGGUGGCUCUGGAUCAGGCCCUCCAGGAUCAGGUGGACUGACACGUCAGAACAGCACCCCCCAGACUGGCAAGCCGGGAGCCCUGCCAGCCAACCUGGACGACAUGAAGGUGGCGGAGCUGAAGCAGGAGCUGAAGCUGCGGUCACUGCCCGUCUCAGGCACCAAGACAGAGCUGAUUGAGCGCCUGCGAGCCUACCAAGACCAAGCCAGCCCAGCCCCUGCAGCCCCCAAGGCUCCUGCUGCCACCUCUCUCCUGUCUAAGGCUGGCGAGGUGGUAGUUGCCUUUCCAGCAGCCCGACUGAGUGCAGGGCCAGCCCUGGUGGCAGCAGGCCUGGCCCCGGCUGAGGUGGUGGUGGCGACGGUGACCAGUAAUGGUGUGGUCAAAUUUGGCAGCACGGGUUCCACACCCCCAGUCUCCCCCACCCCCUCAGAGCGCUCACUGCUCAGUACGGGUGAUGAGAACUCCACGCCUGGGGACACCUUUGGUGAGAUGGUGACAUCGCCGCUGACACAGCUCACCCUGCAGACCUCACCACUGCAAAUCCUUGUGAAGGAGGAAGGUCCCCGCACCACACCCUGCUGCCUGAGCCCUGGCGUGCGUGUGGAGAUGGAGGGUCUGGACAAGGACCAGAUGCUGCAGGAGAAGGACAAGCAGAUCGAGGAGCUGACGCGCAUGCUCCGGCAGAAGCAGCAGCUGGUGGAGCUGCUCCGGCUGCAGCUGGAGCAGGAGAAGCGGGCCCAGCAGCCCACCCCGGCUCCCGCUUCCACCACGGUCCCACCCAGCACCCCCGUGAAGCAGGAGAAGAGCUUCUCCAGCUGCCAGCUGAGCCGCCAGCCCCCAGGCACCACUCACCCCUUCAGCCCUGGCCUGGUGGCCCCCACUGCCAACCACAGAGACACUGGUGCCCCAGCCCUAGGGCCUCCAGCUGUGGUGGUGAAGCAGGAAGCCAUGCCACCUGAGCCGGAGGUGGCCCCUACCCCUCAGCUGCUCCUGGGCCCACAGGGCACUGGCCUCCUCAAGGGGGUCACCCCGCCCACCCUCAUCACCGACUCCACAGGGACCCACCUUGUCCUCACUGUGACCAAUAAGAAUGCAGACAGCCCUGGCCUGCCCAGUGGGAGUCCCCUCCAGCCCUUGUCCCAGCCUGGCUCUCCAGCCCCUGGCCCACCUGCCCAGAUGGAUCUGGAGCACCCAUCACAGCCCCCUUUUGGGACUCCAACUUCUCUGCUGAAGAAAGAACCUCCAGGCUAUGAGGAGGCUGUGACCCAGCAGCCCAAACAGCAGGAAAACAGUUCCUCAAGCCAGCAGAUGGAUGACCUGUUUGACAUCCUCAUUCAGAGUGGAGAAAUUUCAGCAGAUUUCAAGGAACCACCGUCUAUACCAGGAAAGGAGAAGCCACCCUCAUCAGCAGCCUGCAGUUCCCCGCUGGUGACACAGCCCUCGCCUUCCCCUGACCUUCCCCAGGCUGCUCCCCCUCCACCAGCAUCACCUGCCCUCCCAGGGCGCCUGGAGGACUUCCUGGAGAGCAGCACAGGGUUGCCCCUGCUGACCAGUGGGCAUGAAGGGCCAGAGCCCCUUUCCCUUAUUGAUGACCUCCACAGCCAGAUGCUGAGCAGUGCUGCCAUUCUGGACCAUCCCCCAUCCCCCAUGGACACCUCAGAAUUGCACUUUGCCCCUGAGCCCAGCAGCAGUGUGGGCCUGGACCUGGCCGAUGGCCACCUGGACAGCAUGGACUGGCUGGAGCUGUCAUCAGGUGGCCCCGUGCUCAGCCUGGCACCCCUCAGCACUGCAGCCCCCAGCCUCUUCUCCACGGACUUCCUUGACGGCCAUGAUCUUCAGCUACACUGGGAUUCCUGCUUGUAGCUUUCUAGCUCUGGACACCAGGGAUAGGGAAGGGGCUAGAGUUGGGGAGCCAGGGAACUGCAGCUAGCAGUUCUGUGCAAGGCUCUGUGUGGUUUGAGUCUUGACAAUCACAGACCCUGCUUUCUCCCUUCCCUGGAAGGUUGGAGCAGUUGGGCCCUACUCCUGGCUCAGGCCCACCCAGGGCAGAGAUGACCUGUCAAGCAGCAGCUCUGGGUCCCACACUGGGGCACACUGGAGGCCUGGACAGGCCCAGGGCCAUUUCAAUUUGACCUCCUUUUUGAGGUCAGAGUUGUACUGUGUGGCUGCAGUUUGGCUAAGGCAGGUGAGGACCUGUCCUGAGAAUCCUCUGCUGGUCUAGGGCUGAGCUGGGUCAAGGGCUGACUUUUCUUCCUUCUCUUACCCCUUUGCUGUGAGAGAAGAAGCUAGCCUGGGCCUGUACUCCAUUCCGUGUAUCAGCUGGCCAGCCCCAGGGCCCCAGGGCUUCCUGAGAGUUGGGCCCCCUGCCAUUUUACUGUCUUGAUGUAGUGUAACCAUUUAGUGGUUGGUUGGCAAGAUUUUCUGUACAGGUGUAUGUAUAUAUACCUCUAUAUUAUAUAACAUACAUAUAUACAUUUAUUUGGGGGGGGGAGGUGGGAGAUGGGUGUGGCUCCCUCCCUUCCUGUUUUCACAUAUACAUGGGCCAGGAGGGUUGCUGGGGGCUGGAUACAAGGUCAUAUUGAGCUGUGUGAUAUACAGUGCCCAGUACCCAGCCUGGUGUGCAGCUGCCUGGGCCCACCCACCCCUCACGUGUGUUUGACAUGUAGAUAUCCUGCCACAGCGUGCACCCCACCUGUCCUGCUUUCUCAGUGCCAAGAGGGCAGAGGUGCUUCCUGGUCCUGUCAGGAGCUCUCCACCCACCCACAUUCCGUCCCAUUGCCUCACUGCAGCCAAGAGGGCCCUGGGACAGGGGACCCAGCUCCACCUUGCUGUUGGGCUGACAGGGGGCCACUCACUGGCUGCCUCCUGUCCUGGGGCCACUGGCCUCACUCACUUUUGGCCUGAUUCAUAAGGGGAAUAGGGAUGGCGUCUCCAAAACCAGUGCUGGGACAAAGGUGGGGAAGCUGUGUGAAUUUUUUAAAAUAAAACAAAAACACCCA